ACUGUUUUUGCCAGGGCAUACGACAGAGUCACCGAGGCUGCUGGUAGUGUUUUCAUCUUUGUAUCCACGUUGGCCAUCAUCGUUAUGUGGGCCAUUCUUGGUGGUGUGUACAAGGCGCCUGAUAACUGGCAAAUUGCAAUGCAGGAUGGUAGUUCGAUCCAAGCAUAUAUUUCGGAUUCGCUUUUGAUGAGACAGCAACAGAACCAAUCCAGGGACUUGCUUCAGUUGAUUUCGGAGUUGAGAUCAAGAGGAAAGACAUACCAUGAAGUCUUUACCAAGGUGUACAACGGGAAAUUACACAAAAUGACAGCAGAGGAAAUUGCAGCUGUUGAGAAAAAGGUGUACAGCGAGGUUGGUGAUGCUCAGGUUCUUCAAUCGUACAACUGGUACGACCAAGUGUCGAAUGUUGCUUCUAAGAUCUUUGGGUCGAUUUAUUGUGUCACUGUAUUCUGGAUCUGUAUCUUUGUGUGGGUUGGACUUGGUGCGUUGCCUCAUUUGCGGUUUGGAGAUAAAUGGCAGUUGUACAUCAACACAGCAACAGCAGUUGAGAUUACGUUGAUUUCGAUGUUCAUCCAGAACAUUCGUAAGAGACACAUUUUGUAUGUGCACAAGAGCAUUGGGUUGGUUAUUGAGACAGAUUACAACAUCGAGUACAAAUUGAGGACGAUGAUCGGAUCCAACAAGCCCAACAAGAGAGUUUCCAUUGCUCCCAUGAAGGUGACUAGAGGCGAGAGAGCCAUUGAGUACUAUGCUGCCAUCAUUGGAACUGGUAUAGGAUUGGUGAUCAGUGCAGGAGUGUUUGCUACGUGGAUAGCCAUUGGAGACAGAAUGGAAUGGUCAGACGACUGGUGGUUGAUUAUCGGUACAUACACUGGGUUGGUUGGGUUCAUUGAUGGAUUCACAUUGCGUUCAUGCUACUAUCGUUGCUACGAGCACAUCUACGAGCAGUUCAAGUUGUUGGAGGACGAGGACUCGAAGCUUUUGAGGUAUUUGGGAGUGGAAGGCACAUUUUGCACACCAGCUCCAGAGCACAGAUCGUUCAACUUUCGUGUGAGUGCCAUUGUUGGUAGGAUAUUUUCGAGCACCAAGGCUGUUGGUCUCUCUGUUGUUGUUGUGAUCGUGUUGAUCUGCAUUGCCAGCUACAUGAAAUGGAGAACCACAGCACAGUUGAUCUGCAACACCCCCACCAUGAUCAUUGAGGGAUUCUGUUUGUUGGUUUUGCUUGAAGGCCACAACCAAAACAAUGCACAGCUUAGGGUGUAUGUGCACGACUCAUUGCAAAGAAAGUUCUACUUGCAACAGUAUGUG
Messenger RNA from Ascoidea rubescens DSM 1968, 1308 nucleotides. Its product is annotated as Low affinity iron permease. The annotation marks the transcript as partial. Lineage: Eukaryota; Fungi; Ascomycota; Saccharomycetes; Ascoideales; Ascoideaceae. The record is from RefSeq and is a predicted model, not a curated record. The transcript has a single exon. Gene Ontology annotation, biological process: transmembrane transport.